Phanerochaete carnosa HHB-10118-sp is the source of this 1568-nucleotide messenger RNA. RefSeq lists its product as uncharacterized. The coding region runs from base 403 to 1371 and encodes 322 amino acids. The record is from RefSeq and is a predicted model, not a curated record. NCBI's taxonomy places the organism in Eukaryota, Fungi, Basidiomycota, Agaricomycetes, Polyporales, Phanerochaetaceae. The transcript has 5 exons. Gene Ontology annotation, biological process: thiamine biosynthetic process.
ACAGACCUGAGAGAGCCUGAGAGAGCGAGCAGUCGCUGGCGGCCCGGAUGGAGGUCAGAUUGCGUGCACAAUUGGAUCUUCAUGAGACGCGAUCCUACGAUAGAAGCACUACAAUCACUCUCGACUAGGGUCGACUCACCUAUCGUGCUCUAUCGUGAUGGCCGGCCUGGACUGAAUCCGCUCAUCGCACUACUGCGCUGAGGGAAACGAGGUCAUCUGUGAUCUAUCAGCCUCCUCUUUGGCCUGCAACAUGAAAGAACAGGCGCAGCACGAACCCGACGGCGUUCCACGAUCCCCACAACUUGCGACCGCCAUUAUGCUCCCUAAACCUCCCCCAAGGGAAACUAGUAUAUAAAGCUCGACAGGGGCUUCAGGAGGCCGUCGUCCACCGCUCAUCCUGCCAUGGCUCCCUCUGUCGCACCGCUCACCCCAGAGAUCCAGGAAUCGCCCCUUCUUCUCGCAAAGAAGAACGGCCUGUCCAACAACGGAACUCAAUACGAUGUCAACGAGAGCUAUGACGGAGACUACCGCUUCGCACCCAUCGAAGAGGCCCAGGUCUCGCGGGCGAUGAUCAAACGAUACUUCAACAUGAUGUACGAGCGUGCAGUAUCGGACGUGGUCAUUGUAGGAGCCGGCAGCGCGGGCCUUUCGUGCGCAUACCACCUGGCGAAAAGCCGUCCGGACCUGAAGAUCACCAUCAUCGAGGCUGGCGUUGCACCAGGCGGCGGUGCAUGGCUGGGAGGACAGCUCAUGACACCGAUGGUAGUCCGCAAGCCCGCCGACCGCUUCCUCACCGAACUUGGUGUCCCGUUCGAAGACGAGGGUCCGUUCGUCGUCGUCAAGCACGCCGCACUCUUCACCUCUACCGUCCUAUCCAAGGUCCUCGCGAUGCCGAACGUCGUCAUGAUGAACGCGACCGCGGUCGAGGACCUCAUCGUGCGCGAGGACUUCCAGGGCCGCCAGCGCAUCUCGGGCGUCGUGACCAACUGGACGCUCGUCGCGCUCAACCACGACACGCAGUCCUGCAUGGACCCCAACGUCAUCACCGCGCCGGUGAUCAUCAGUGCGACCGGCCACGACGGCCCGAUGGGUGCUUUCUCCGCCAAGCGUCUCGUGAGCACCGGCCUCCUGAAGGAGCUCGGAAACAUGCGCGGUCUCGACAUGAACCGCGCCGAGCCUGCCAUCGUCAACGGAACGCGGGAGGUCGUGCCUGGUCUUAUCAUGACCGGCAUGGAGCUCUCCGAGCACGACGGCUCAAACCGGAUGGGCCCCACGUUUGGCGCUAUGAUGGCCAGUGGCAUAAAAGCUGCAAAGGAGGCCAUGCGCAUCCUCGACUCUGCGCAAGUCGUCGACGGAAAAAUCGUGGGAUAAGUCGGCAGAGGGAUGUAUCGAGAAAAUUAAAAUAGUGUAUCAUUAGUGUAUCGUUAUUGGACCCCCACUCAAGCACACACGCGUUCGCUCGAUUUUAUACCGCGCAUAUAUGAUCGUUCUUUUAAUGUAGUGGGCGGGUUGAUGGAUUGAUCCGCCAUCAAGCGCCUCAAAGCGAAGCGCUUCCUGACUUGAGCGUC